Rhopilema esculentum is the source of this 30299-nucleotide messenger RNA. Its product is annotated as multidrug and toxin extrusion protein 2. Gene Ontology annotation, biological process: xenobiotic detoxification by transmembrane export across the plasma membrane. Gene Ontology annotation, cellular component: membrane. The record is from RefSeq and is a predicted model, not a curated record. Gene Ontology annotation, molecular function: antiporter activity; xenobiotic transmembrane transporter activity. NCBI's taxonomy places the organism in Eukaryota, Metazoa, Cnidaria, Scyphozoa, Rhizostomeae, Rhizostomatidae.
UCCGAAGGCGCGAAACCCCACUGUCUAGACCCACAACUCUUGAGCUGAUGAAUAAAUUGUUUUGUCUGGCAAUAAUUGGUUUGUUUGGCAAUGUGGCAGUGCUGUGUGGUGCAGCUGCAUUUUAUUGCAAGGAUGUCUGGCUCAGUAUAGGUGCUGUCCUGAGCCUAGAUAAAUGUCUCUAGUCUCUUGACGAAACUGUCGAUCCAUGAGAGAAUUCCCUGUCAUUAUGGAGGAGAGGGAAUGUCUGCACGAUGAGCAUUCAAGUGACCAAAUAUCAACAACAGAAUAUGGGAAAGUUAAGGAACAGCACAUUAAAGAAUCCGUUAAGGAAGAUGUACCAUCUGGCAUACUUGCAUAUGAUUGCUACAAUUACUUUAAGAAAAAGCUGUUUCCUCCUCACAUCAAGACAGAGUCCAAAGCCUUAAUGAAACUAGCAUGGGGAACGAGCCUGAAUUCAUUUCUUUCAUUUUUCAUCCCAGUCAUUUCAGUGCUUAUUGUUGGCCACAAGGGAAAGAAUUACCUUGCAGCAGUGGGUCUUGGUAUAUCUGUAUGUAAUGUGACAGGAAAUGUCCUUGUGGUUGGAUUGACUUCAGUGACAGAAACAUUGUGCUCCCAAGCAUAUGGUGCUGGACAAUACAAGCGAUUUGGAGUUGUGAUACAAAGAUCCCUAAUCAUCACAUUCUUAGCAGUUCUUCCGUCAUGUGCCCUGUGGAUAAAUUUAGACAAGACACUUGUGGUCUUAGGACAAGACAAAGAAGUUGCCUUGCUUGCUAGUUAUUUUGGAAUAUAUUACAUCCCUGGAUUACUGUUUUACAUCCUGUUUAAUAUACUUACAAGGUACUUGGCUUGCCAGAACAUUGUUUACCCAAGUGUGUAUGGCUCACUUCUUGCUUUUGUGGUUAAUGGAGUAUUCUGCUACCUCUCUGUUUAUGUUUGGAACUUCGGAAUACAGGGUGCUGCCUUUGCUUUGGAUUUGUCAUAUUUUUCUUUCUGUGCCUUCCUUCUCGUUUUCAUUUAUGUAAAAAAGAUGCAUAAGAAAACCUGGAAUGGCUGGUCAAAAGAAUGCUUAUUUGAAUGGAAAGAGUUCAUCCUAUUUGCUAUCCCAUCUACUUCUAUGACGAUAAUGGAAUGGAUUAUUUAUGAAACAGGCAUCAUCACAAUGGGUAUCAUUGGAAGCUUGGAGCAGGCUGCCUUAGUUGUAUCAUUUUACCUUGCUGGGUCGAUAUAUUUUGUUUCUUAUGGUGUCUCAAUUGGUACUGCUGUCAGAGUUGGACAUUUUCUUGGAGCAGGAAAUCCUCAACUUGCUAGAAAUUCCUUAAAAGUUAGCAUUAUGAUAAUAGUGGUUUUUACAGUUUCGAUUGGCUUGCUUCUCGCUGCACUCAAAGACGUGAUUGGCUUUGUAUUCACAAGCGACCAAUCAGUAGUUGAUCUAGUGUCAGACGUGGUUGUUUUAGCUGCUGCCCAUCAAAUUUUCGAUGGAAUCCAGAUAAUAUGUAUCGGAGCUAUUCGUGGUAUUGGAUACCAAAAAUAUGGUGCAGUGAUCAAUUUCAUUGGCUACAUGUGCAUUGGAAUACCGUUGUUUCUUCUGCUGAUUUUCAAAGCCAAUUUAAAAGUCUUUGGAUUUUGGCUGGGAGUUGUGAUUGCUGUUAUUUUGCAAAUUUUGGGCCUUGGCAUUCUGCUUUAUAAAGCUGAUUGGUCGGAGCUUUCGAGAUUAGCAAGAGAAAGGGCAGGUGUUUAUACAGAUACGCUUCCUUCUGAAAGUGAUGGGCCUAUUGUGGAAACGGGGGACUACGGUGCAACCGAAGAGCAAAUUAUUGAAGAAAAAUACAAUUGUACUAGCCAAGAAAAUAAUGUGAGUGAGACUUCCUUUUUAAAAGAGGAAGGCCAAUGUCAUGCUCCUCAAGAGCAUCCAACAAUUCCCCAAAAUGAAAAGCAGAUUCACCCGCAAGAUGCCAACGAGGUUCAAGUAUUCUUUGUGAAUCAGUCGCCAGCAUCUCAUUCAAAGUUAGAGAUUUUUGUCAAAGUUUUCGCUGUUACUCUCUUAUUUCUUUUAGUAAUCUUUUCAUUGAUUUUCAGACUAAGUCAUCCUUAGAUACUUCCAUAUCUUUUUAUUAUGCAUUAUGCAUUUUUAUUAUGCACUUAUUAUGCACUAAAAAUUUUAUGUCUUGUAAAAUUUUAUAUUUUUUAUCAAAACUAUUUUGAAACAUAACAGAGUGAAUAUAUCCUGUAUUUCUCAAGAGUCAGAAAAAGAUGGAACUUAAAGAGAAUAAAAAUCAUUAUGGAGCCAUACUGCAAUAUACUGAAGUAAUUUAUCGACUGACACAACUCUAAAUACAAAGCGUUGGUGGUUUCAGUAGGUGAACUGUAAUCUGUAUCCUGUUGCUGAAGGGCAUGACUUGUGGGAGAGAAUGGCGCUGUUAAUUGGCCCCAUGUUUUUGACCCAUCAAUGUCGAAUAACCUCUCGUGAGAUUUGAGAGAGAAAGCAAUCUCUCUAUUUACGAAAUGUAUCGUCUGUAGUCAAAUUUUAUUUAGAUUAUUUUAUUUGCUAAAACUAAAGUCGUUAGUAUGAUUGACACUGGUAAUUAUAAUAGCUGAAGAGAUUUAUCUAUUGGAGAGAAGUUAUUUGAAGUUUCGGAAUUCAACCCAGCGCUUGAAAAUAGGGCCUAGUUCCGUUGGAAAAAUUAGACGUAGACUCUUUCUGGUCCUCCGAGCCGGAUAUUUUGAAUGAAACUAGCGGGAUAUAGCUUCUCGAAUUGAAGAAAUUACGAGGGACAGCGGAAAGAUGCGCAUCAAAGAUCCAGGGAAAUGCAUUUGAUUUGAAGGAAGACUUUGAUCCUUUGGCUAAAGCUAAUUUCGAGCUUUAGAGAAUUUAUUUGUGGAAAGAUGAGAAACUAACAAGGAGGUUGACAACAAACUUUUAAUUGUAACUGACUAUCUUUUGGCGGAAGAAAAUGGGAGGGAUGGUUAAAAAAAUUGCAAAUAAUUUUACAACUGAUAAUGUUUUCGGAAAUUCUUUGGAAGUCCAAAGAGUUGGCAACGAUUAUGGAGUUGGCAACGACGCUUAUUACUAAGAUAGCUUGACACGUCUAAACCACAGAAUAUUCUGGGUUUUAACUGUGGGAUAGAGGUCGAGAGCUCGUUCAACAUCGUGUUAGGAUCACGGAAAAUAAAGCCUAGCCCCGGUUGAGAACUUUGACACGGAUUUCUUUCUUUGUGCAUUUGGCACACUAUCUGCCCGCACGAUUUUUUGCUUAUGCUAAUUUUAGGUUUAAAGGAAAUCAUCCAUCGCUUCCAAUGGUUCUGAAAUUGUUUUCAGUUUCAUGUUUGGCCCAUUUUUGUCAAAUAAUGUCUUAUGGCCGAGCCAAUUUGUGUAGGGACAUCGUGCAAGUUGGCUGUCACAGCCUUGAUUCAGCAAGGGUUACCAACAGCUCUUAAAAAUUCCAUUUUUGGGCAUACUACGUUUGUUAAGCAUGGUAAAAAAGGGACUUGUCCAAAAAGCAUACAGCUCCGUUUGCCUUCCUUCUUAUUUCAAUAUUUUUUCCAAAACUUAAAAUGAUCAUAUACUACACGACCAAAACACAUUGUCAUUCUCUUUUUAGUCAAUGUUUCGUAGAAGGAAAAUAACCGACUCACGCGAAUCUCGAAUUCACGACCCCUGACUUUGUACAUCAAAUGCUCCUUCAAGAAAAUACAGGCAAUUAUAUGCAGACGUUUUAUGUUAACAAAAUAAAACCAAAUCUUCAAGAUAUGUCAGCAUAUACUCUAGCAGUUACGUCAUAUGCUCAAACAGUCAUAUCAACCAUUUUCAUUCUUUCUCCGCACAAAUCUUCAGCUUUCACUAGCUUUCACAUUGUCAUUCUCUUUAAAUUGAUCUCCCAACGAUUCCAAGGUCUUCUUAUCGGCUGUUUCGGGAAGCCAAAGCAACAGGAUGGCACAAAUGACAGCGGAGCCGCCCAUUAUUGAAAAAGGCAGCACCACAUGGAAGACCGCGAGCGAUUUUGCAACCCAAGGUGCCAUUGCAGAACCAAGUCGACCAGCGAUUUGCAGAUAGCCCAUUCCAGCACCUCUUUAUAAGAUGAAAUUUAAGCAAGGAAUCAAAGAGACCGCAAUGCAUGAUAUUCCGGAUAUAAACAUGGGAAUUAAAACAGUCUUCUUUCGUCCGAUUCUGUAGAGAGAAAGUGCAGUGCCGAAAGAAACAGCUUACUUGUUGCAACAAUAUAUCGCAAGUGUAGUUGCUGGCAAGUCGACCAGACUUGCGAGAAUGUAGUCACGAUACAUGUUCCCGCUAAAGUCAUCAGCACCAAAGGAAACGCCGAAAAAAACCAAGCCACCGACCACCCUGAAAGUAGAAUUAAUCGAAUAUUAUUCUGAACAGCAUAGCCUUCAACAGGGUGUGAACCAAAGUUUUCUAUAAAGCGAAAAAGGCGUGAGCCUAAAUUUGACGACGCAAGAAAAGAAAAACUGUAAGUUACUGAAGCGAUGUAAUCAAAAUGAUAAUAACCAGAGAACGCCAAUCGAAAUGUAACUUUAGAGUAGCUUUAGCAGCUUUUUAGGAUCGCAAAAUAUUGCUUUGUAUUUGCAAUCCAGUGGUCUUUAUAAUGGUAAAUGCAAAAGUAAACGAAGAAACUGAAACAUAAAAUAACUGUGGUCAGAAGAAAAUGAGGCAAAGAGAACGUGGUUUCUUUUGUUACUGCCAUUUACCUCCUAAUCAGUAUUAAAUGUUGCCACCGCUAACCGGCUCGGCAUUGCUUCAUCGUCAUCUGUUUGAUAAAAACGUUGCCAACGAUGCAUGCCCGUAGAAGUAUACUUACCAAGCACAUCCUUGGAUCAAACUCCUAAUAGCGACUUUCUUAGGCUUGAAUAGAUGGAGAUAAUGUGUCAGCCCAGGCGAGCAGUCCAUUGGAACUGGCUUCAAUGUUAUGUCUGGCAGCUCUUUUCCAUUAAACUUGGCAAUCUUUCGAAAUAUCGCAACCGCUUCGUCAGUUCUUCCAUUUACAUGAAGCCAUCUUGUGGACUCCGGAAUGAACCUUGCAUCGAACAAAGAGUAAGCAAUAAGGAAUAAAGCAAACAGGAAUGUGGGGUCGGAAUCCUUCCAGGGCAAAAAAUGUGAAACUGCACCAUGUGGAUUAAAUAAUUAUUUUGUUCAUACCCUAAUUUGCAGAAGCUUUUGGUUGACAAUAAUUACAAAAAUAGAGAAUUGAGGGACAUUAAUUUAUUAGGUAGCACAAAAAUUAGCAGUUUUCUGACUUUAACCCAUAACCCUUGGUGCAAUAGUUGAGCUGUCACAAAAUAUGCAAAAAAGCUUCUUAACGCAUCCGCACUAGCUAAUGAGGUCAGUUCAUUCGUUACUUAUGAUUCCAAACUCUUAGCUAUUUUUAAGGUGCAAUGAUAACUAAUUUAAACAGUUUUAUAAGAACAGUAGCCUCAAGAGGAAAAGGAAGAACAAGCUGAGCUAGUGUAGAAUGUAAUUUCUAAAAAUGCUGUGAAAUGUGUAAGAAGAAAAAACGCAAGAUAUGCUGUCUGCCGGAUUCUAUGAAUCUUGCAAAGAGUAAUAAUACGAAUAAUAGUCGAAAACAAAGCGACACAACGACGAGAAUCCAACGUAGUUAAAGAGAAUUUUAAAAUAAAUUAAAUUUAAUAAAUACUAAUAAUGCACACAGGCAUACAGAGUUACAUUAGAUUACAAUUAUUAAUGUUGUGAAGUCCCCUUAAAAGGUUUCAGUUAAAAAACGAGGAGCUUUUUGCCAUCCAGGGGGGCUUUUACAGUUAAUUUUCAAACCUCAAGAUCUCGAGAGGUUUUUAGAAACAUUGUUAGAAACAGGGAAUAUAUUUUGAAAUGUUGUCGACGAAAAGAAGAACACACACACUUUUGGGACAUAAAAUAUCGCUCAUAGACAUUCAAACUAGUGUCAGUUAUGGUAUUGUCUUUCAGAUUUUCAGCAGUCUGUUUUGGUUCCAAGACAUCGGACCAUUUGUUUCAAAAUGUUUCCACAUAUUCAACUCAAAAUCUAAUGGUAAAAUUUCACAAAAACUUACUCACUUGAAAAAUAAAAAUGUAACAAAAUAUGGGGCUGUAACGACUAUCAUCAAAAUCUUCCACGUUUGAACGAAGAUUGCUAUAACUCCAAGCAAUACUACGCUGAGAGCAAACGAAAACCAAAGGGAGAUCCCAGCGAAUGGACGCCAUUUUGGGCCUACAAACUCUGAAAUGAGCACAAACAUCUGUAUACGUGCUCCAGGAAGGAAAAAACCCAUUAAACUGCGUGUUAGAAUGUAGAACCAAAGGGUCGGAGAAAACGAAGUGAUGAAGCCAAGCACGACGAGUAUCGCCAUGGAAGGCAGCAGUGUUAACCUUCGUCCAUACCUGGAAAAAAAGAAUUUAAGUUCAAGCUAAAAAGUGAGCAAUCAUAUAUUCUAUAGUAAACUUUUGUCUAACAGAGAAUGAAUGUUCUUCAGCUAGAAGCUUGCAAGGAUAUACCACAAGCAUGCCCACUGAGUUCCAUUCUAUUUAGCAACAACAUAUGACAUGACGGCUGUGGAUCUGGUCCUUCAAGCUCUUGUUUGGCCUAUGCAUAAUUGGACUCGCUAAAGUCAAUAAUUCUCCAGCUGAAUAUGUCACAUUCUGUGAUGAUUGACUUAAAGUUCAUGUUGAACAAUGUCGAGCAAUUCAGACGGUGACGUUUUGCAGUGGACAUGAGCUUGCUGCACAUCUUUAUUAGAUUAAUGAUGAGAAAAACAAAACUGUAGAAAGGAUCUUUCGCAUUGCCUCUAGCCCUCCAUCGGGAUGUUUAUAUACUCCAUCGGCCACAAAAGAUCCUCGUCGCCCUCAGUAAUUAUUAAUCAAACUGCCUCUGUCAUACUUUCAUCGUUGUCAACAUCGACAUCUUUCUUUUGUUCAUUUUCUUCAAAUCAUCCGGCUCUAUUCCAUCAAUUUUUUAUUUUCUUGAAGUAAUGUUGUAAGGUGGACAGGAUACCUCCGCUUUCUAUUCCACCUAUGGUAUUAGGGACAGCCAACGACAAUCUGAAAACGUUUUAGCAGUAACUCUCCAACCAUUAUUAGCAAUGACAUUGAUUAUUGGCAUUGUCAAUGUGUCAAUGUCAAUGUUGUGUCCAGCUAAAGCAAGCAACUUUGCGGGGGUUUCCAAAAGCAUGUGAUCAGGGACGGACUUAGUGAUAGGGGUGUAGGGGGUGCGACACCCCCCAAUAUUUCUGUCUCCUUCGGUAAAUUUGGUUCCAUUCGGUAAAAGCCAUUUUUUGGUAGUUAGCAGUAACAAAUUAACGCCAAGAUUUAACUUUAUUUAUCUCCUUAAUAUCAGUAUUUAUCUUCUUAUCAGUAGCGUAGCGGGGGAGGCAAGGGGAGCGGCCGCUCAGAAAGUCGGUGUCUGAGUACAAAGUACAAAUCUGCAAUAGAAUUAGUACCUUAAAGGGGGACUUUAUAUUUCAGACAAUAUUAAAACAUUUUUAAAGACUGCAAACAAAUGGAAGAAAUAUUCUGAAAUGUAUUUCAAGCUAAUCGGAAGGGCGUCGUCGCAAAAAUUUUCUGCUGGCUUCGCUCGCACAGGGACCCUCCUUUAUAACUCUAAAGAAUGUUCAACAAUUUAUCCCACGUUAUAGGAUUUAGAUAGAAAAGUAUUUCACGUUCUCUAGACAAUCCCGAUAAAAUAGAAACUAAAAUGCUAAAGCGCUUCAAUCCUUAAAAAAAUGUGCUUUUGGGGAUUUUGCUCCAAGGAGAACGGAAUUAGUUUAAAACAUUUUAAUCCGGUUUGUUAUUUUUAGAUAUUUGAUUAAAACUGUGGAGAAUCAGUUUUUACACGUAGUGCUUCCUUGCCUUACACAAUUCAGAAUGUAAGGGCCUUAACCCGGGUAUCUUUUGACCCACCUGCGAGUUAAUGGAAACGCCGAAACCCGGAUAACUUCUGACCCACUUGCAACAACAGCAACGUUUAAAAAUUGAGAUGGCGCCAAAAAUAAAAAAACAAAAUCCUCGAUGUCCAGGGGCGGAUCCAGAGGGGCGCGAAAGGGGCUCGAGCACCCCUCAGAUUUGAGGAAAAACUUUUUGGGGAUUAAAGCUUAUUCUAUCGCAAUUUUGUUUAUAAUUAUUUAAACCAUUUAUUAUCUCUUUUACCGAGAAGUAUGCACAUCUCCUGAAAUUGUUAUAUCCGCUUCAAUGUCCCGUCUCACAACUGUUCAACAUUGUUAUUUCAGUCCAUGCAUUGAAGUGUUAUCAAACUCCCCCUGGUUGUACUGUAUAGCAUUCUACAGACUCGGAAAGCAUUGUCUCCUCUUAUAACCAGCCACUUGAGGAACCCGUGGCCUGUAAAUUAUACGAUUUUCUGCACCCGUGGAAGUGAAUCUAGCCAAUCACGGUGCCAGGUCAAGGGGUUCUAAACUUUGGCGCGAGAACCCAUGGAUUUCAAAAAUCCAAAACAUCAAAGAAUACCGACAAACCAGGGGGAGUUUCUUCGCUUCAAUCUACAGUCAAAUGUAUAGUGGUUUUAUGACCAGGGGGAGUUAAGCUUGAACAGGGGGAGUUGAGGUUGACCAGGGGGAGUUGAAUUAUGAUACAGCACGCGACGAAUGCUUAGGUGAAGUGCAAAUUUGCAAUAUGUUUUCGUAGGUCUUUUGACGAUCUUUACCUGGUGCUCGAUGCUGUAACGGCAGAACUUGUAAACGCUUUGGUUUAUAUAACAGAACGGUUUCAAGUUUCAACUCCGUGUUUCACGUCUUAUUCAUAGACCAUGAGGUAUGAUUUAUAUUCAGAGGAUAAAGCUUGCCCGAGCCCUUGUUAUUCUUUUGUUAAUCAUUCAAGAACUACAUACAAAACAUCUCAAAAACUUGCCCAUAGUAUUCUUGACCAAAAGGGGUUUUCUUCUUAUUCCUGCUUACAUUCCUACGAAUACUUUUUUCUCUAAAGAUUUCAAAUUCAUAAAAAUACUCAAAACGGCAGGCCCAUAGCGAAACGUUCAGGGCCUCAUUUGUUUGGUUUGGUAUCAAAUGUCAAUGCAUGCCAUGCAUGCUGUGUUUGAAUCCCUGUGUUCAACUUUUGUCCGACUUUUUUCUAUUGUUCUAUUGUCUCUAAUGACGUGCACUGCACUUCAUGUUCAAGGGCUUCAUUCCACCAGCCAUGAUCAAGUUCUAAUAAAUGGCUGCAAAGAGUCAAUAAACUUUGCUUUGGAAAUUUGUGGGCUCGGGCCUUUUGCCACUGCGGGCAAUGAUAUCAUAUUUGACUACAGUUUCUAUACUUUUGUAACCUAAGUGAAUAUGAGGGGGAGAGCUGCAAAUUGCGUUUGGCAUAAAAGCUGGAGCCAAAGUUCCAAGUUCUGAUCAAAGUGUAGCAAAAAUUACUAUAUCAAUCGCGGCAUCCAGGCUUUUUAGUUUAUGGAAGACUUUCAUUUCAUUAUGGCUUAUUAGCAGGGGGUACGGAGUUUGUGCAUAGCAACACCCUUGGUUACCAAGCUUUACGUUUUAGCACCCCUCAGAAUAAUUUCUAGAUCCGCCCCUGAUGUCGAUGAAACUUCCGUUGGCCCAUGAUGGAAAUUGAAGGAUUAUUCAUGCAAAUACUGAUCUCAACUUACAACUCUGUUACCCUGGGUACCAGACUCACUAUAUAUGAAAAAAAUUUUUUUUUCAUAUAUUGUGAGUCUGGUACCCAGGGUACAACUCUGUGCGUUUUCACCAGAGGUGGCGCCAGAAAUCUUCCGACAGAGGGGCUGGAGCUUCCGACAGGGGGGCUAAAAUGACUAAAAUAAGCAGUUUUCAUACGUUUUUUUGUCAAAUUUGCUCCGACAAUAACCUAAAACUUCCUCCGAUGGGGGGGGGCUAGAUGCUCCCGACGGAGGGGCUGUAGCCCCCCUAGGCCUCCCCUGGCGCCACCACUGUAUUUCACCCUGGAUACAUUUUAACCCAGCUUAGUUGGAACGAUCAAAAACGGAUAAAAACGGGUCGAAGAAAAAUGCCGUUUCCAUUGACUCACUUUAAAAACGGAUAACUUUUAACCCGGUAAUGUUUUAACCCGGCCUAUAGGCUACCAAAGUUUUUGUCGUCCUGCCCCAGAUCAGGACGAGAUCUGGAGAACGGAAAUGUUAGCAAUUAACGCAUUUUUCUGGUGCCACACAAAACCCAAAGUCAAAUCAUUCUUUGUUUUAAACUACAUUACAUUAGCCUAACAGCAAACAACCACUUCACAUACGAACUGCAGCGCGCACGAAUUUCCAAGCGGAAUAUCUUUGUCAAAUUUGAAAAAGUAUUCUCGAUUUUCCACUGUGACAAGUAUAAUGAGUUUUAUGUUAAGUCAAAAAUCAGUUCGUCUAGGGCCUAUCAUUGGAAAUGUAGUUAAUUAUUAUUAAGUACAAAGACGACAACCUUGUGGUAAACGAUAUGUGAAUUACAUAACAGCGUAGGCAUUAUCGUGAAAAGUUGUUGCUCUUGCUUACCGAUCUGAUGUCCAUCCCAGUACGAUCGCACCGACAGCCCAUGAGACAAAAACCAAAGAUGUUGCCAAGUAGCUGUAUACUUCAGUUUCGCAGUAUAGGUCAAACUGUUGAAAAUAUGCUCCUUUGCUUACAGACUAUUUGUGACUAAAUAAGGCAUAAACCAUCAGCCCCCUGGAAAGCUUAAUAUUUUUGGCACUUUCGUAAGUCAAGGGGGGCUCAUUUGAGUAGAGGAGUGGGGCUUAUAAAAAUCAACUGCAAGUUGUCAUAAAAGGAACCCCUUUCGUACCUUUUUUAAUUUGUUCAAGAUAAUUUUGUUUGCAAUUAUACUUGCUAACACUUUGUUAGGUAUCCUACCAAAGUAUACAUCAAAGCAUUAAAAAAUAUUUUAGUCCUCAUCAUUGAUAUUUUUAUUGUCUUUUCGUCAAUGCCUCGUUUUGUCUAAGCUUUUUCAUUCCCCACUUUAAUGUGCCAUCACUCAUUAGCUAGAAUGGUGUAUCUUUCCGUUACAUCUCGUUCAAACCCCCCAUGGGGCUUAUUUUGCCGUAAGGGUUGGGGAUUUUUCGAGGCGGCCUUAUUCGAGGCAGGCUUAUUCAAAGCGGUCAUAUACGAAGCGGGCUAAAGUGAUGAAAUCACAAAAAAUUAUUUUUAGAAUUUUUGAAUUUGGAUCCCAAAACCUGAAAAAGCAUUAUAACAUACCUCUGAAUGUGCAAAAUCAGUCAAAUGUGUUUCAAAUUGGCUGAGAUAUAGCCACAUGUGCACUACAUGUGCUCUGGCUCUUUCACUAUCAAACCCUUGUAUUUUUGUCUUUGUUCAUAACUUUUUGAAUACGAAGUACGAACAGAGCCAAAAGAACAAUGAUUGGUUAGCAAACGUCAAAUCUUUCAUUGGUCAUAUCUCACUCGAUUUUAGACAUAUUUGGCUGAUCUUGCAUAUUUAAAAGCAUUUCAUUGUGUUCUAUUAUGUUAAAAUUGCUAGAAUGUAGUUAGAUUGAAAAAGUCUAAAAAAUUUCACCUAGCCGCAAAACCCACUGCUUUGGAUAACCAAAUUUCUUCCAAUUUUCCUUUCUAAACACGCCUUUAACCAUUGUUGCACUGCUCAUUUUAGUAAAAUUUUCUUGUGUGUUCCCAGUUAUAAUUUGUCUAGCGCGCAUUGCAAGUUAUGCAGACAAUAUUGUCAAAAAAAGUUGAUUUUAUUUUAUCGAAAUUGUACUGAUUGUCAAUACGGGGCCGUAAAGUAGCAAGGCAUACCUGAGUCAUGAUUGAAUAUUCCUUCGGCUUUGUGAAUUGCCAUUCUGACCUCGGCAUUUUGCAUCUCUCUUUGUAAAACUUACUCUGUGUAUCGUAUGUGCCAUUUAGAUGACAAACUGUGCUGUUGGCGACGCACAUCCAGGGAGGGUUGUGUUGCGCAAAAUAUGGUAUGAGUAUAAGCAUUGACCCUGGGAAGAUCAUUAUGCAAAAUGCUAUUUCAAGAAGAAUCUGAAACUUUCCGAAUUCACCAAUUAAAGGCAAAACGUCAUCAAUGCUCAAUGGCUCUGUCGGGAUAUCAAGUGGUGUAGCCAUUUCGAGUUGAUUUUGAGUUACGAGUUGCGUUGAGCGGGCACUAUAGAGCGUCGAGAUAACUCCCAAACUCUGCUUGUAGUAGUUUCAAAACUCUAACAUGGAUGGCGGAUGUCAACCUUAUCUCGGUCAAUUAGUUUACGGUUCAUCUGUUGUUGCAUUGUAUUGUGUUGUUGCAAUAUAUCUUUGUUAUUUAUCCGACAGUCUCAUUCCACAGGCCUAGUCUCCAGACGAAAUUCUUUUAUUUUAUAUAAAAGGGAGUCUGGUACCCAAGGUACCAACGAUAAUGAAGAGAAUGAAAAUUAUGAAGUUAGAGCCUAUGAAGUUAGAUCCUGGACAAAAAUACGAGUCGUGGUUUCGGCACCUCACCACUGUGUUUCGUGGAUUCUAUGAGUCGUUUUAGACAUUCGAUGCACCGAGUUGUUGGUCGAGUCGUCGACUCGUCUAAAAGCAAAGGGACUAACGCGCUGAAAAACGUUGUCGUGCAGCGAUUCGGUGCAUCGAAUGACUAAAACGACUCAUAGAAUCCGCGAAACUCAGUGGUGAGGUGCCGAAACCACGAUUCGAUAUUUUUGUCCAGGAUCUAACUUCAUAGAAAAUAAGACGAACCGAACUACUCGAAUAAAACAUGUUAUACCAAUUAAACCAUAAGAAAAUUAGUCGGAAAUCUUGCUACAGACCUAUUUUCUACGCAAAAAUCUCAAUGGCUAAAUAGUUUCCCCAUUUCUUAAAUUCUGCUUGCAGUAUAACGGAAGUUUUAUCGUGUUCUGUUUUCGCCGUGUAUCGAGCUGGGAUAACCAAACUGACUUCGCGCUUUCGUUUACCAGCGAUUCGGGCGUUUAUUGUGUUGUCUCCUUGCUGAUUUAGGAAAAAAAUCCAGCACCCUUGACCAUUGUGAUUAAUGCUCCAUCUGCUUUAUUUACACCCUCAAUGCUUCUUCGCGAUUAUCUUUCUUGAUUGAAAGAGACUCAUUCAGUCUUCAACUUAGCCGCCUUUGUAAUUUGUUGCCCCCUUAGUGCUGCACUGAACUUUACCUUUUAUUUCAUAGUGAAACUGAAAUCUAUCGGUGUAGCACGAGCUAUUUUUUGCAAGAUGAAACGAGUUGUUGCUUAUUAUAAUUGAACCUUGAUUCUGGUUUACGUCCGGAAGACUAGUUGCCAUGGAACCCUCUCUCUCGUUACCCUAUCACAGUGACCUGAGCCCCACUUCCCACCGGGCCAACAAACAGAUAGGGGCCCCAAUAAUUAUUCGAAAGUUUUAUAUGGUACCAUAGGGUUUCUUUUGCUCGAGCUUCUUAUCAGUGCACAAAUGCACAACCUUAACGUGAGCAAACUUAAAAAAUUGAUAUGUAUGAUUCCAUCUUUUACGAACUGAAAAAUGGCACCCAACUUCACGAAAGAUAACCUCUUCACAACCUAAUACAUCUAUCAAGCAAUGUAAAAUUAUUAAAUGUCUUUGCCAAAAUCUUUAUACAAUAUACAACAACAGGUCCGUCGGAACCGGGGAGCUGGAGGGACUUAUAUUUGUCAAACCGUAGCAUAUUUUCUUCAUAACAGUAGCCUGCGUGCAGACUCGACUAUGGGAAAAUCUGCGAUACUCCGGAUUUCAGACCUGGCUUAACCUGAAUUCAUCUGUACCAACCUGAACCAAACCACACACUUAAAGCCUGAACCCACAACAGCACAGGUGUCAACUCUUCAUUGGCUGCAAUAGGAAUCACCAAAGCAUGACUCCCCGUCAAAUUUAGCUAAAUCAAAAUGUGAGAAAUGAGGGAGGAUCUUCUUACAUCUUAUUGCAAAUUUGUCCUUGAAGCACUAUAUUCACAUGCUGUUGCUCAUUUUAAAGUCAUAUGCCGGCUAGAAUAGAUUUUUAACUGUAUGAGAUUCAAAAAAUUACUUCUCAGAGAUAUAUCUAAGCUGUAAAUCUGGUAUACAAUUUAUAGAAUUAUUGAUAAUAAAUUUAUACCAUACUUACAUGAAUAUAUCGUUUAUUAUCUCCUAAACGUUCUUUUAUAAACAUAUUUCAUACAUCCACAUUGAGUUGGUAUAGAUAAGGUAACAAAAACGGAUGUCAUGUCAGAUAAAUGUGUUUAUGUUCUGUUUGGAAAUUUUUUACUGGGCUUGCCUUCGUAAUUAAUAGUGUCCAAAGUGGGUAGAAAAUUUCAGACCAAGAUAUCUUUCAAAACUGGUACAUUUACCAUAUGGCAUGAACUGAUAAGAUACAUAGCAUAGUGCGCAUACCCCACAUGGAGUCUACUGCAGCCGAGCGCCGUGGGCGUUUGCUCACUCUCUCGCCAGAAUCCAGCUCAUUCUGCGAUUCUACAUUUUUAGGAAUACAAAGCUCCAUGGGAUGCGUUUUAUGAUAUUUACGUGCACCAUAAACAAGUCUCGCACCUUUAUUAAGUGUGUUCCUUCCAGAUUUAACAAGUCUGUGUGACCACACUAAGAUCUGCUAAAUGUGCUACCUACUUCAAAAAUGGGAUAAUUUAUGCGUUAGAUAGAAAAGCCGUUUUUACAGGGAGUGUCAUCAACCACCUUACCAUCAAAUUAUUCAUCAACAAAAGAAGAAAAUUAUCUUCCAAAUAUCAGAUGGUCAGGGGUUUCUGCUUUUUAGAAGAGGGCGUAUGCAUUGCCUACGUUUGUACCAAUUUACGCUCAUAAACACAAAAAAGCAUAACGUUGUGCAAGAAUGUGAACCUUUUUCACAUUCCAUCUUAUAAACAUGAAUCAUUGCCAGGGAAUUCCAGAAACACAGAAACACGGGAAAUUAUGCAGAAGUUUUCUGUUAACAAAAUGAAACCAAAUCUUCAGCAUAUACUCUAGCAGUUACGUCAUAUGAUCAAACAGUCAUAUCAACCAUUUUCAUUCUUUCUCCGCACAAAUCUUCAGCUUUCACUAGCUUUCACAUUGUGAUCUCCCAACGAUUCCAAGGUCUUCUUAUCGGCUGUUUCGGGAAGCCAGAGCAACAGGAUGGCACAAAUGACAGCGGAGCCGCCCAUUAUUGAAAAAGGUAGCACCACAUGGAAGACCAUGAGCGAUUUUGCAACCCACGGUGCCAUUGCAGAACCAAGUCGACCAGCGAUUUGCAGAUAGCCCAUUCCAGCACUUCUGUAUAAGAUAAAAUUUAGGCAAGGUAAGAAGCUUGAUCGAAAAGGAAAAUUUCAUUUCGUUGCCAAAUAUUUAGAUUGUCUUUGCAAAAUAAUUGAACAUCAACAUUGAGUGACGGCCUUAGGUUACUAUAAAGCAGACAGAACAAUAAAACAGUUAUGUCUUCCUGUACACAGACUGCUGAAAGAAGCAUCGCCUCCCCUUUGUAAUGAUUAUGUUACUGCAGUAGUGUAGCAAGGGGGCAAGGGUGUGACCGGCCCCUAAUGCUCUGAAAAUUAGACUCUGAGAAAAGCAAAAAUCUGCAAUAGAAUUAGCAUCUCACGAGAGAGCUGUGAAAUUUUAGACACUCCAGUGCUUUUAUUUGUCCCUAAACAAUUCACUAGCCCUGCAGAUGUACACCAUUCUUCUCCUAUUCGAGGAAGAAACUGUAAUCUUAUGAAAGAGCCAUUGAAACCUUGAACUGCCACUUGGACUAAGUGACUUGAUGCUUGAUGGUAGUUAAGAUAAAAGAUUCUUUUUGGGACCAAGCUUCAGCGCCCCUUUAAAAAAGUGCCCCCGGUGACAACUCUUUCCAGGGAGACAAGUGCUUACCUUAUAACGGUUGGAUAAAGCUCAGCAGACCACGUGUAGAUUGAAUUGUACGACAUAGUGAUGCAAAACUUUCCAAGUACACCAAAGAAUACACGCAGCCCGAUCAAAUCUAAAAGGAAAACAAUGUUGAUUGUACCAAUGAUCAUCGAAUCAAAAGAGCAAUUACACUUGGGGAAUUAAACUAUAAGUUAAAAAGAAUACGGAAACAUUUUACAUUGACAUUUAGAACCUGCGAUCUCUAAAGCUUUUCUAGUCAAAUUCAAAUUUACUGAUUUGAUACUGUGGCGUAGAUAGAUGGUGGUAAGAGGUGGCGAAAAACCUGCCUGUUAGGCUUAAUUGCUAUUUGUUGGAAAUGCCCCCGAGGAGAAAUCCAAAAAAACCUUGAAGAAUUAUGAUUUAUGACACUGGAGUUUGAAUACUUUUUAAGAGUUUGUGUUCUGUUUUAUCUCGGUUCUAAUGUAGAUAUGUUAUGUUCAAAUUUAUGAAGACAUGUAGGCUGGAUUUAAAUUUCUCGCCCUUCCUUUGAAUUCCCCAACUACACCACUUAUUUAAUUACAUCCAUACCCCGGAUGGACUCAAAUACGAAAAACAGUGAAAUCGUCAUGCAGAAUAUACCGGCUACUGUUUUUAAAAAGGCCGUUUCAAGGAGAUACUAUCACAAAGAGGGGCGCCUUUAGUAAGGAUAUCACUAUAUAUCUUCUAAAUACUUUAAAAAUCAUUCCUGUCAUCGACUUUUUAAUGCCUAGGGAAUCGGGGGUGACUAGCCAGAAAGUCAUUUCCACCUUAUUAAGAAAUGAUAAACGACAAUAUUAAAAUCUUCCUACCUUUUUUCAGACCUUUCUAAAAUUAUAUACUAGCUGCAUUAAUAUACCCUCCCCCUUCUCCAAAAACUCGAUCGUUCCCCUUUCUUAAGGCAUUGCUUCACAAUUAGUAUGGCGUCAACGUACCUGAUGUCUUUCCUCCUGUCUUUACAGGAAUCAAGGAGACCGCAAUGCAUGACAUCCCGGAUAUAAACAUGGGAAUUAAAACAGUCUUCUUUCGUCCGAUUCUGUAGAGAGAAAGUGCAGUGCGUAAGUCAUUUUAGUUAACAUCUAGUAUGCCUACUAUGGAGAAGUAAGGUUCAAGGUGGGACCUCUCCAAAACGUCUUGUUAGAAGCAGCAAAAGUGGUUUUUUAAAAGCACAGUUGUCUGAGAUUUAUUUUAAAGAAGCAAGAACGUUUCCUAGAAGAAUUUUCAAUUCGUAAGAGACAUAAAUCGUUAAAAAACGCUCCGUUAUGAAGAAUUCAAACAUAGCAUUUUAAAAGGGUGACAAAAAAAUCGUGUUUUGUGUAUAAUGCAUUAUUCUGAAGUCAAAAGAAGCCACAGGUACCACAAAAUUUGAAGACAGCAUGGAAAAGUGGGAACAUCGCAUUCUAAAGCAUUUUUGAUCCACCACUUCUAAGAGUGUAAACGGUCGGAUGAUCACAAAAGGUUAGCAGAAUGUUGUAUCCAGAUUACACUUAAGGGUGAAAAUGGCCUGUUUGAUCAUGGUUUGAUUGGUUUCUUCUUAGAGUGAAAAGUAUUGCAAUAUGCUUUGUUCACGCUUUUGCAUGCUUUCUUCAAAAUAUUCUAAACUCGAAUUACAGCGAAAGAAACAGCUUACUUGUUGCAACAAUAUAUCGCAAGUGUAGUUGCUGGCAAGUCGACCAGACUUGCGAGAAUGUAGUCACGAUACAUGUUCCCGCUAAAGUCAUCAGCACCAAAGGAAACGCCGAAAAAAACCAAGCCACCGACCACCCUGAAAGUAGAAUUAAUCGAAUAUUAUUCUGAACAGCAUAGCCUCCAACAGGGUGUGAACCAAAGUUUUCUAUAAAGUGAAAAAGGCGUGAGCCUAAAUUUGACGACGCAAGAAAAGAAAGACUGUAAGUUACUGAAGCGAUGUAAUCAAAAUGAUUAUAACCAGAGAACGCUAAUCGAAAUGUUUGGCAUUUGUAACUUUAGAGUAGCUUUAGCAGCUUUUUAGGAUCGCAAAAUAUUGCUUUGUAUUUGCAAUCCAGUGGUCUUUAUAAUGGUAAAUGCAAAAGUAAACGAAGAAACUGAAACAUGAAAUAACUGUGGUCAAAAGAAAAUAAAACUUACAAAAAUACACAGUCUUCGUGGUUGUAUUGCUUAAAAUGGCAGAAGAAUGAGCCAUAUUUGACAAAAGCAUAAAAGGAUCAAGGCCUAUUGCUUUUUAUGAUGAGCUAGUCGAAACAAUUGUAUACCAUUUCCAAGUUAUAUGUAAUUCCUUAAAUGGAAUGAGACAAGAUAACACCUGGUUUACAAGACUGAAAUGAGGCAAAGAGAACGGGGUUUCUUUGUUACUGCCAUUAACCUCCUAAUCAGUAUUAAAUGUUGCUACCGCUAACCGGCUCGGCAUUGCUUCUUCGUCAUCUGUUUGAUAAAAACGUUGCCAACGAUGCAUGCCCGUAGAAGUAUACUUACCAAGCACAUCCUUGGAUCAAACUCCUAAUAGCGACUUUCUUAGGCUUGAAUAGAUGGAGAUAAUGUGUCAGCCCAGGCGAGCAGUCCAUUGGAACUGGCUUCAAUGUUAUAUCCGGCAGCUCUUUACCAUUAAACUUGGCAAUCCUUCGAAAUAUCGCAACCGCUUCGUCAGUUCUUCCAUUUACAUGAAGCCAUCUUGUGGACUCCGGAAUGAACCUUGCAUUGAACAAAGAGUAAGCAAUAAGGAAUAAAGCAAACAGGAAUGUGGGGUCGGAAUCCUUCCAGGGCAAAAAAUGUGAAACUGCACCAUGUGGAUUAAAUAAUUAUUUUGUUCAUACCCUAAUUUGCAGAAGCUUUUGGUUGACAAUAAUUACAAAAAUAGAGAAUUGAGGCACAUUAAUUUAUCAGGUAGCACAAAAAUUAGCAGUUUUCUGACUUUAACCCAUAACCCUUGGUGCAAUAGUUGCAGCUGUCACAAAAUAUGCAAAAAAGCUUCUUAACGCAUCCGCACUAGCUAAUAAGGUCAGUUCAUUCGUUACUUAUGAUUCCAAACUCUUAGCUUUUUUUAAGGUGCAAUGAUAACUAAUUUAAACAGUUUGAUAAGAACAGUAGCCUCAAAAGAAAAAGGAAGAACAAGCUGAGCUAGUGUAGAAUGUAAUUUCUAACAAUGUUGUAAAAUGUGUAAGAAGCAAGAAACGCAAGAUAUGCCGUCUGCCGGAUUCUAUGAACCUUGCAAAGAGUAAUAAUACGAAUAAUAGUCGAAAACAAAGCGACACAACGACGAGAAUCCAACGUAGUUAAAGAGAAUUUUAAAAUAAAUUAAAUUUGAUAAAUACUAAUAUUGCGCCCUGGCAUACAGAGCUUCAUCAGAGUAAAAUUAUUAAUGUUGUGAAGUCCCCUUGAAAGGUUUCAGUUAAAAAACGAGGAGCUUUUUGCCAUCCAGGGGGACUUUUACAGUUAAUUUUCAAACCUCAAGAUCUCGAGAGGUUUUUAGAGACAUUGUUAGGAACAGGGAAUAUAUUUUGAAAUGUUGUCGACGAAAAGGAGAACACAUACACUUUUGGGACAGAAAAUAUCGCUCAUAGACAUUCAAACUAGUGUCAGUUAUGGUAUUGUCUUUCAGAUUUUCAGCAGUCUGUUUUGGUUCCAAGACAUCGGACCAUUUGUUUCAAAAUGUUUCCACAUAUUCAACUCAAAAUCUAAUGGUAAAAGUUCACAAAAAUUUACUCACUUGAAAAAUAAAAAUGUAACAAAAUAUGGGGCUGUAACGACUAUCAUCAAAAUCUUCCACGUUUGAACGAAGAUUGCUAUAACUCCAAGCAAUACUACGCUGAGAGCAAACGAAACCAAAGGGAGAUCCCAGCGAAUGGACGCCAUUUUGGGCCUACAAACUCUGAAAUGAGCACAAACAUCUGUAUAUGUGCUCCAGAAAGGAAAAAACCCAUUAACGUGCGUGUUAGAAUGUAGAACCAAAGGGUCGGAGAAAACGAAGUGAUGAAGCCAAUCACGACGAGUAUCGCCAUGGAAGGCAGCAGUGUUAACCUUCGUCCAUACCUGAAAAAAAAAGAAUUUAAGUUCAAGCUAAAAAGUGAGCAAUCAUAUAUUCGACCGUAAACAUUUGUCUAAGAGAGAAUGAAUGCUCUUCACCUAGAAGCUUGUAAGGAUUUACCACAAGCAUGCCCACUGAGCUUCAUUCUAUUUAGAAACAACAUACCUUAGUCCCUUCAAAUUUCGCCUGCCUUUAAUUUUCGCCCCGGAGGGGGCGGGAAUUAAAGAGGGUGAACUAUGAAAAUAUUUGAUGGGGCGAAAAUUAGAGGUAGCGAAAAUUAAAGGGAACUUAAAAAAUCUAUUUUCUAUAAUAGAACCUUAGUCUUUAGGCCCUUUAAGAAAACUUCAAGUUACCAUCUUUGCGCGCGUCAAAUUUUCAUCAUGCGUUGAUUGCUUUCAUUGUUACAGUUCUCAUCUAGUGACUUUCUGGAAAAAUAUCCAUACUGAAGGUCAUAAAAAAAACUUCUUAAUCCUUAAAAUUUUGACAAAGAUGAUAAACUUAUGUCUUUUUAAGGGGCCUUACUGUAGUUCAAAAUAAAAUCCAUUAAUCUUCGAUAACGAUAAUAUUGUCCUCUCCAAUGUCUGGAGGGUGAUUUUGUUCUUCCAUUUCCAAAGUGUUAUCAUCCUCAGGGCCAUAUUCGUCCAAAUCAUCAGCGGCCAAUCUCUCCUCGCCUUCAGUUUGGUCAGAAGAUACUAUCAUCUUCUCUGGCUCAAUAUAGUAGUCUUGCAGAUAUUCUUUCAUUCGAUUGAAGAGAGAACUUGGCGCCUUAUCCUUUUUAACGAUUAGUACAAUCGGUAUUUCGAGUUAGGAAUUGGCGAUCUUCUAUACUUGUUGUCUCGUACACGACCUUCUAAAGCGCCUCCAUAAUUCAAGAAAAAAUGGCAAAAGCGAUCUUGGAAACCAAGUUUCCAAGCAAAAAAAGAUUUUUCAGAGGCCCGAGUGUAGUUCCAUGCAGCAUGAACGUUCAUUUCUUGGAAACUGAUUAGGUCAAAGCUUUGAAAUUUAAAGUUUUUGGGGGCGAAAAUUGAAAGGAGCGAACUUGUGCACAAAAGGGAGCGAAAAUUAAAGGGGCGAAAAUUAAAGGGAGCCAAAAUUGAAGGUAGGCUAAAUUUGAAGGGACUAAGGUAUCACAUGACGGCUGUGGAUCUGGUCCUUCAAGCUCUUGUUUGGCCUAUGCGUAAUUGGACUCGCUAUAGUAAAAAAUUCUUCAGCUGAAUAUGUCACAUUCCGUGAUGAUUGGCUUAAAAUUCAUGUCGAACAAUAAUUAUAAUAAUAAUAAUAAUAAUAAUAAAUUUAUUUACAGUAGGCGGGUAUAAUAUAGCUGUUUAUGUACAAUUUGUGUACAAGCGAACAAUGUCGAGCAAUUCAGACGGUGACGUUUUGCAGUGGACAUGGGCUUGCUGCACAUCUUCAUUAGAUUAAUGAUGAGAAGACAAAACUGUACUGAGGUUUUGCUUUUGAAGAAAGGAUCUUUCGCACUGCCUCUAGCCCUACAUCGGGAUGUUUAUAUAAUAGCUUUGGUUUGAAGAUGGCACAUUACAUUAGCCUAACAGCAAACAACCACUUCACAUACGAACUGCAGUGCGCACGAGUUUCCAAGCGGAGAUCCGAUUAUUUUUGUCAAACUUGAAAAAGUAUUCUCGAUUUUCCACUGUGACAAAUAUAAUGAGUUUUAUGUUAAGUCAAAAAUCGUGUAAAACCACUUAAAAAGGGGGUUUUACAAAUGUGAGUUCGUAGGUCGUUCGCAGAAACGUACACGAUAAAUACGGCAAAAACUGUUAUCCAAUUCUCUAUACACUUCUUCUGAUUCAUCAGUUCACGGCAAACGACUAAAAAUAUCUUAAAUGGCUAACGGCGAAAAUUUAACGGCAAACACAAUUCUGCAAGCUAGCGACAAGGUACACUGAGUUCGACAAAGCUUACGGCAAGACUAACUAUAAAGCCACCCCUUAUAUACCCUAAGCAGGCGCGCAACUACAGGGGGGGUCCUGGGGGUCUAGACCCCUGCCCUUUUUUCAAAAAGGGAAAGUGCCGUUUUUCUUGGAAAAUUGCUUGAAUAUUUUUAUCAUCGCGCUAAAAAGAAUGGUCAUAAAUGACACAUUCCAGCGAUGUAAUGGACCUCGCAGAAAUACAGGUAAAUGAUUCAGUCAGACUUUCAUGUAUUUGUUGGGUCGAACGUUAUCAUGUUAUAGUAAUAGAGCCUACGUUGAAACCCCAACUCUACAACGUGUUUAAUGAUGCGCUACGCAUUGGUUUGAAGAAGAAUGGUUCUAAGACUCAAAAACCUCUAUGACCACUCGUAAAAAAGCUACAAGAAAGAAACCAACACAUCAAUCAAGCCUGUCCCAUGGUCCAUAAAAUUUACAGGGUCAUAGAGGACUUUUGCAUGGAACGAGCGAUUGUAGAGGAACUUUCGCGGACUGGUAUUAGCAAGCAGUGAAGACGGCACAAUAAGUUGAUGUUCAACUGUUCCAUUCCUUGUCAGUAUUACAACCGAGCUGAAGUCGCGACUUGCAGACAAAAAACCAGCUGAACUCAAAGGUCGUGGACCUGCUCAACCUCCUCCCAUCUGUAAUGCGAAGCAAAGAAUUAAAUGUUCUUAAGGCCGUUCACAUUUUCAAGAGCAAAUUGACUUCGAAUAUGGAAGAUGACGGGCUGCUUUUCAAAAGUGAGCUGGCACUGGGAAAAGGAGAUGACAGCAGGGUCGCCGAGAGGAGGUAAAUUGCCCCUCUCGGGGCUUGAGGUUUAGGGGGCAUCAUAAAGCAAUGAACUCCGUUUUAACAUGGAAUUAAUUAUAGAAGUAAAAAAAUACACUUAAAAAAGUAAAUCGUUAUGAACGAAUAAAUAAAUUUAACCUAUUCGUAAGGGCGUGGUCAUAAUUUUUUUGCUCGCUUCGCUCGCAAGAGACUUCGUCUUUUCAGUUCCCUCUCGGGCCUCCAAAACCUCUCGGCGGUCCUGGAUGACAGACAGAAAGGGAAAGUCCGCUGAGAUUGGAAAAACUGGACGAAGCAAUCACAAUAUUUUUCUUUUGAUCAGUUUUCUUUGCCUGGCGUACAAUAUUUACAGGUUUGCUAACUGCUCAUAUUUUCUGCGUAUCCAAACAAAUGCCCCGGUGGACCUUCGGCGUGCAUGAAGUGCACCCUGGCAUAUCUUCUGUUUCUAAACGUGAAAAUAUAAAGCAGGCUAUGACUGAAUAAAGUUUUUUCUUAGUGCCCUUUUUGUGUCUUGGACCCCUGCCCUCUGAAAUUCCUGGUUGCGCGCCUGCUAAGAAUAAUACAACCGCAGGAUAGGCUGUCCGCCGGAUUCUGUGAAUCUUGCAAUGAGAUUUUAAAAUGAAAGCUAUACAGGAACAAAGCAAUACGACGACGAGAAUCCAAUGUCACGAAAUAAAUUUUCAAAAUAAAUUAAAUUUAAGAGUAUACUAAUGAAUGGGAACCCAUUGUUCUAACAUAGCCCCCUCCUUUGAAAACAAGCCUCCUGGCUUGGUCUUCUUGUGGCGUUUCUUCUUCGCAUUUAUACAACAUGCCUUGAAACUCUUUUCUUUUUGGUAAUGAGAAUAGUGGUGAUGAUGAUCUGCACAGAUGUGAUGGGGCUAACAGUAUAUCGGUGAUUGACGUCAUUUCUUUGAAUAUCGUUGUCAGGGGCGUUUUGAAAAUUUCUGCCUCGUCGAACUCUAUUGUUUGGCCCAAUUGCUCUUUCAUCAAGUUAGCAAGCUCUUUUGUUAUGUCUUCUAACUUGCGGAACAACUUGCCCAGAAGGGUUCAGUUGUGGUUUGGGUUGUCAUUCUCGUCCGAAUUUCGGCUUCAAAAACUGGGCCCAUUUUUGCAUUCACAGGCAUAGAAGCUUUUCCUUGCAAUGGUUGCUGCUUCAACGGGCGUCUUCUGCAAUAUUUGACCACGUGUCCCACUCUUUUGCAGUAAUUGCAAAUCGGCUGGUCGUCUGUGGUUCGCAGGUAUCGAUAAGUGCUCAUCUUCUGUUCCUUCGGCUCGGCUGUCCUCACACGGGGUAACGAGGGGGUUUUACAAAUGUGAGUUCGUAGGUCGUUCGCAGAAACGUACACGAUAAAUACGGCAAAAAUUGUUAUCCAAUUCUCUAUACACUUCUUCUAAUUCAUCAGUUCACGGCAAACGACUAAAAAUAUCUUAAAUGGCUAACGGCGAAAAUGUAACGGCAAACACAAUUCUGCAAGCUAGCGACAAGGUACACUGAGUUCGACAAAGCUUACUGCAAGACUCAACCUAACUAUAAAGCCACCCCUUAUAUACCCUAAGAAUAUUACAAUUUACAGAAGCUGAUGCAAUUGCAGCGCAAUGAUGCAAUUGUCAUGUGAUGUCCUGCAAUGAAUGGGAACCCUGUGUUCUAACAAUCAGUUCGUCUAGGGCCUAUCAUUGGAAAUGUAGUUAAUUAUUACUUAGUACAAAGACGACAACCUUGUGGUGAAUUACAUAACAGCGUAGGCAUUAUCGUGAAAAGUUGUUGCUCUUGCUUACCGAUCUGAUGUCCAUCCCAGUACGAUCGCACCGACAGCCCAUGAGACAAAAACCAAAGAUGUUGCCAAGUAGCUGUAUACUUCAGUUUCGCAGUAUAGGUCAAACUGUUGAAAAUAUGCUCCUUUGCUUACAGACUAUUUGUGACUAAAUAAGGCAUAAACCAUCGAAUCAGCCCCCUGGAAAGCUUAAUAUUUUUGGCACUUUCGUAAUUCAAGGGGGGCUCAUUUGAGUAGAGGAGAGGGGCCUGUAAAAAUCAACUGCAAGUUGUCAUAAAAGGAACCGCUUUCGUAGCUUUUUCAAUUUGUUCAAGAUAAUUUUGUUUGCAGUUAUACUUGCUAACACUUUUUUAGGUAUCCUACCAAAGUAUACAUCAAAGCAUUAAAAAAUAUUUUAGUCCUCAUCAUUGAUAUUUUUAUUGUCUUUUCGUCAAUGCCUCGUUUUGUCUUAGCUUUUUCAUUCCCCACUUUAAUGUGCCAUCACUCAUUAGCUAGAAUGGUGUAUCUUUCCAUUAUAUCUCAUUCAAGCCCCCAUGGGGGCUUAUUUUGCCGUAAGGGUGGGGGCUUUUUUUGCCGUAAGGGUGGGGGAUUUUUCGAGACGGGCUUAUUCGAGGCAGGCUUAUUCGAAACGAUCAUAUACGAAGCGGGCUAAAGUGAUGAAAUCACAAAAAAAUAUUUUUAGAAUUUUUAAAUUUGGAUCCCAAAACCUAGAAAAAGCAUUAUAACAAAUCUCUGAAUGUGCAAAAUCAGUCAAAUGUGUUUCAAAUUGGCUGAGAUAUGGCCACAUGUGCACUAAAUGUGCUCUAGCUCUUUCACUAUCAAACCCUUGUAUUUUCGUCUUUGUUCAUAACUUUUUGAAUACGAAGUAGGAACAGAGCCAAAAGAACAAUGAUUGGUUAGCAAACGUCAAAUCUUUCAUUGGCCAUAUCUCACUCGAUUUUAGACAUAUUUGGCUGAUCUUGUAUAUUUAAAAGCAUUUCAUUGUGUUCUAUUAUGUUAAAAUUGCUAGAAUGUAGUUAGAUUGAAAAAGUCUAAAAAAUUUCACCUAGCCGCAAAACCCACUGCUUUGGAUAACCAAAUUUCUUCCAAUUUUCCUCUUUAAAACACGCCUUUAACCAUUGUUGCACUGCUCAUUUUAGUAAAAUUUUCUUGUGUGUUCCCAGUUAUAAUUUGUCUAGCGUGUAUUGCAAGUUAUGCAGACAAUAUUGUCAAAAAAAGUUGAUUUUAUUUAUCGAAAUUGUACUGAUUGUCAAUACGGGGCCGCAAAGUAGCAAGGCAUACCUGAGUCAUGAUUGAAUAUUCCUUCGGCUUUGUGAAUUGCCAUUCUGACCUCGGCAUUUUGCAUCUCUCUUUGUAAAACUUACUCUGUGUAUCGUAUGUGCCAUUUAGACGACAAACUGUGCUGUUGGCGAUGCACAUCCAGGGAGGGUUGUGUUGCGCAAAAUAUGGUAUGAGUAUAAGCAUUGACCCUGGGAAGACCAUUAUACAAAAUGCUAUUUCAAGAAGAAUCUGAAACUUUCCGAACUCACCAAUUAAAGGCAAAACGUCAUCAAUGCUCAAUGGUUCCGUCGGGAUAUUGGAUGGUGUGGCCAUUUCGAGUUGAUUUUGAGUAACGAGUUGCGUUUAGCGGGCAGUGUAGAGCGUCGAGAUAACUCCCAAACUCUGCUUGUAGUAGUUUCAAAACUCUAACAUGGAUAGCGGUUUUCAGCCAGUUUUUGGUUAAUUAGUUUACGGUUCAUCUGUUGUUGCAUUGUAUUGUGUUGUUGCAAUGUAACUUUGUUAUUUAUCCGACAGUCUCGUUCCACAGGCCUAGUCUCCAGACGAAAUUCUUUUAUUUUAUAUAAAAGGGAGUCUGGUACCCAGGGUACCAACGAUAAUGAAGAGAAUUAAAAAUAUGAAGUUAUAGCCUAUGAAGUUAGAUCCUGGACAAAAAUACGAGUCGUGGUUUCGGCACCUUACCACUGUGUUUCGUGGAUUCUAUGAGUCGUUUUAGACAUUCGAUGCACCGAAUCGCUUCACGACAACGUUGUUCAGCGCGUUAGUCCCCUUGCUUUUAGACGAGUCGACGCACUGUAUUGCACCUAUGACGACUCGACGCACAAGUCGACGACUCGACGCACAAGUCGACGACUCGACGCACAAGUCGACGACUCGACGCACAAGUCGACCACGCGACGCACUCCCACUAUUUUAACCUGUCUUAACGUCGAGGCGUCGACCUCGUAUUGGCGAAGACGAAAUUCAACAUGGAAGCCCAAAACACAGAAAUUUUGAUGAGCUCCUUCGGACAGCAAUACAGUUAGUAUUGGAUUGAAUGGAGCAAGGAAUUCACGAGAAUCCAGAAGGCUGUGAUUUUCUAUGUACCCACAUGGAUAGGCUAUUAUAUAUUUUAGCACAAGUGAAUUUAUUUUUCUGUAAUUAUAUCCCACCAGAAAUUGAGAAUAGUUUGCAGAUAGCAAGAGAGACAUUCGCAUCCUCAGGAGAUAUUGAACACGGGCAAGUUUUUGAAAACACUGGAAGUCGAGGUCGCCCUACUUUACUAAUUUCCAAGGAUUCUUUAGAAAUAUAUCUAAGUUAUGGAGACAUGACUCUGGAAACUACUAGUUGCUCUACUACCGCUGGAGGCACCCGGCCUAGGGCCUACGGGGGCAAAAUUUGCUGCAGUCUGUUAUGAUGCUGCUGCUGAUGCGUGCAUCGUCGUGACUAUUGUACGUGUAUCAGUUGAAUUCGUGGGCACAUUUGAUAUUGAAUCGAUACGUUGCAAAGCAUUCUGAAGGAUGCUUCUAAUUUUUUCUCCAUCUCGUCUUCUUGCUACAUUUGGCGGAAAUUCACAAUGAUAUGGAAGGUUUCUUCGCCAAAACGAGGUCGACGCCUCGACGCAUGAGGUUAAGAUAGUGGGAAUGCGCCGAGUCGUCGAGUUGUUGGUCGAGUCGUCGACUCGUCUAAAAGCAAGGGGACUAACGCGCUGAACAACGUUGUCGUGCAGCGAUUCGCUGCAUCGAAUGACUAAAACGACUCAUAGAAUCCGCGAAACACAGUGGUGAGGUGCCGAAACCACGAUUCGAUAUUUUUGUCCAGGAUCUAACUUCAUAGAAAAUAAGACGAACCGAACUACUCGAAUAAAACAUGUUAUACCAAUUAUACCAUAAGAAAAUUAGUCGGAAAUCUUGCUACAGACUUAUUUUCUACGUAAAAAUCUCAAUGGCUAAAUAGUUUCCCCAUUUUUUAAAUUCUGCUUGCAGUAUAACGGAAGUUUUAUCGUGUUCUGUUUUCGCCGAGUAUCGAGCUGGGAUAACCAAACUGACUUCGCGUUUCGUUUACCAGCGAUUUGGGCGUUUAUUGAGUUGUCUCCUUGCUGAUUUAGGAAAAAAAUCCAGCACCCUUGACCAUUGUGAUUAAUGCUCCAUCUGCUUUAUUUACACCCUCAAUGCUUCUUCGCGAUUAUCUUUCUUGAUUGAAAGAGACUCAUUCAGUCUUCAACUUAGCCGCCUUUGUAAUUUGUUGCCCCCUUAGUGCUGCACUGAACUUUACCUUUUAUUUCAUAGUGAAACUGAAAUCUAUCGGUGUAGCACGAGCUAUUUUUUGCAAGAUGAAACGAGUUGUUGCUUAUUAUAAUUGAACCUUGAUUCUGGUUCACGUCCGGAAGACUAGUUGCCAUGGAACCAUCCCUCUCGUUACCCUAUCACAGUGACCUGAGCCCCACUUCCCACCGGGCCAACAAACAGAUAGGGGCCCCAAUAAUUAUUCGAAAGUUUUAUAUGGUACCAUAGGGUUUCUCUUGCUCGAGCUUCUUAUCAGUGCACAAAUGCACAACCUUAACGUGAGCGAACUUAAAAAAUUGAUAUGUAUGAUUCCAUCUUUUACGAACUGAAAAAUGGCACCCAACUUAACGAAAGAAGACCUCUUCACAACCUAAUACAUCUAUCAAGCAAUGUAAAAUUAUUAAAUGUCUUUGCCAAAAUCUUUAUACAAUAUACAACAACAGGUCCGUCGGAACCGGGGAGCUGGAGGGACUUAUAUUUGUCAAACUGUAGCAUAUUUUCUUCAUAACAGUGUAUUGAAUGAGAGGGAAUACAAUGGGAAGCCAUCCAAAUAUGAAUUUCGUUCCGACGGUACUGUACAAACUUUUACAUUAGCACUUAUUUUACGAAUGGAAUUGAAAGAGCAGAGUUUUUGCAACCACGCCCUUCUUUUACAUAAAGAUCAAUGUAAAUAAUAUAAAACAGUUUUAAAAAGGCUUCAAGUACUUUGCUAUUAGACAAGACAAUACCUUGCUAUUCGAAAACAUCGGAAACGUGGACGCUAUUCGAGACAUUUUUUAUUAUAUUAGGAAAAUAACCUAGAUUUCAUAGGAAAUGGCAAAGAGAAAGAAAAUAUUUAAAAUCAUUCAAAAAGUAUUAAGGGAUGAAAUUGUACAAUCUGCUGACAGAUGAAGCGAAAAGCGAUGAUAUGGUCAACGAAAAUAUUGAAGCAGACUGUAAAAUGUUCGUUCAAGAAGCACAAAAUGGUGAAGCACCCUACGAGGUUUUCGCUAGAAAUAAUUUCAGCAUUAAUGUCAAUGUGACAUGCCCCUGCCCCUUUCAUGGUUAUGUUCAGCAGAGAUGUGAUGAAAAUCCAGUUAUUGGACAUGUGCUAAAUCAAUCAAAUCUGUUACAUAUUGGCUAGUGGAAACCUCAAGACAUUGCAAGUAAACUAGGGAUAAGUUGAACGCCCGAAGUUUACAAGCAGGACUACAGUUGUUAAGAUUAGGUUCAUGAAUCUCAGAAGCAAGGCCAGUUGGCAUAAAACUAGGGACACAGGCGAUGAAAAUAUGCUUCCUUCAUCUCUGAGCAGCAUUAGGGCAGCAGCGGAAGCAAAUAUCUUGACAGAAAUACCACGAGCAUUUAAAAAGAAGAGAAACAUUGAAGUUUCUGGUUGAAGAAUUCCUACCAUGAGAAGUUUAAUAUAGAAAUAGAACCCCCUAAAAUUUGUGAUGUCAUUAAUAAGAAACUUUUAAGAAACGAACAUUGGAACAGCGUUAAGAAACUUGAGCACUCAACCCCCUUAACGUUAUAACGCCCCACUUGUUUUUACCCUUGACGCUCUGGGACCCAGGGUAUCAACGUUAAAAAGAUUAAUCAUGUUUUAAUUAACAUUCAGGCUGUAUUAAUGAUCCAAUUGCAAAAUCGUUUGAGUAGAUUUUGGUGACGUCAUUACCUGGCAACCCUGAAAUGUAAGGCACUUUGGUUAGUGGUUUUUCUAGUUAUGUGUUCUAUAAUAUUAUCAAGAAACGAACGGGACAGGUUAAUGCAAUAAAUCAACAUAUCUAAUUAAAAGUUCUGGCAAAAUAAACGUCUAACAAGAAAAAAGGGUUUUGUUAUAAAUUGUCCAAUCAUUCGAGUUGCACUUCUUGGUGCAGUCUCUAUUCUAUCAGGGCUCAUAUGUUUCGUCUCCUCCCAGCCAUAUUCAAGUUUACGAGAGCGUGCCGGGUAGCCGGAGAGUUAAUUGGCUAGAUGUCAUCAAUACUGCAUAUUCCUAAUAAUAUUGAGUUUUGCAGAUGAAAGACGUUCGUAAUUGUAAUUUUGUAAAAAAUGUUCUAAAUAGAUUGAAAUUUUGAUUGGUGAUUCUCCAGAAAACUCUACUGUUUUUCAAUACGCAGUGUUCACAUUGCGCUGUUUGUUUUGUUAUUGACAUCGAGUUUUCAUUCUACAUUUGCUUUGCAACAAAUAGAUAACGACUAACAUUCAUUAUACACAAACUUAAUGUUAUGUACGCAAACAUCUUAUGGCAAGGCACCCCAGUGGCCCUCAGCAUCUCUAUAUCUGGCGGACAAAAUACACCAUGACGUAAUGUAUUUUGAAAUUGCACGUGGUGGUGCAAUGACUGGUGUGACAUCGAAAUCAAAUUAUUAUCCGCUCCAGAUCCUUGACUUUAUCAGAAGUAAGGGUAAAUCUCGUUGCACCAUUGAAUUGUUACGCAACAUAAAAGAGGCUUACCUCGUGGCCACAAGACAAAACAACUUGCAUUAUUGUGUCUAGUCUGUGGUCGCUGGAAGUAUGGCUGCAGCAGCAUGCUCGCGGGACAAGGACUCGAUUGCCUGGUUGUCAAAGAAAGAAGAUGAGGGCACACAAGAAG